Molecule: messenger RNA, 4632 nt
Organism: Blepharisma stoltei
Lineage: Eukaryota; Ciliophora; Heterotrichea; Heterotrichida; Blepharismidae
Source: the annotation of a GenBank genome assembly
AUGAAAUUUCUCAUUUCUGCCUUAUUCUAUUUUGUGGCAAGCCAAUAUAUUACUAUUCCUAUACUGUACAGUAAAUUCACUCCAAACUCAGUAGUAGAAUCAUUCUCAAGAAGCUAUAAUUGCCCCAAAAUCAACUCUAUGAAAUGCAAAAAUUCAGGCGUAUAUUAUGUUUUAUAUGAAGUUAAUAGCCCUCUUGACAUUGAAAUCUUGAUAUCAGAGCUUGACUUUUCUUUCUCUUUUGAUGGCACUUUUUCACUUAGCGUGACGUCUAUUAUUAGCGAUUAUGCGAGGUCAUAUGAAUUUGUUAAUCUCGUGUAUGGCUACAGCCCAAACACCACCCAUGAUUUUGUUUAUUAUUCUGAGUCUUCUUACAUUUCUUUAAGAGACACAGCUUUAUCAUUUAUUGACUCGCAUGGAUGACAGAAAGUGGUGGUCAUUUUAGGUCAGGAAUUCCAAAGUAUGGAUUUUCGGGUAAAUGAUGAAAUUGAGAUUGCCUUACAAUCGAUUGUCCCAUCAUUAAUUUCUUAUGAGGCGAUUCGUCUUAUUUUCGCACAUCAAAUCAAGCCUCUUGGGACCAAGGUCAUCGUCAUCGCUACAAAUCAAGAAACAGCAGUGCUGAUUCAAAAAGCAAUUGUUGAAACAGACAUGAAUAAAGCAGAUUACGCAUUUAUUUUUCUCCACCAUAGUGUAUGAGCAGCAUAUUUAGAAGGAUCAAUUUUGAUUGCAGAUGAUGAAUACAUCCCUAAAAGUGAAGAAGAUUAUCUCGAGUAUCUCGUAGACUCAUUUUCACUUUAUUUGGUAUUUUUCAUGAGUAGCAGCCAAAUUCAUGGAUCUUUUUCAUCUUAUAUACUCAAUGAUUACAUGAAGACUGCUGCCGAAAUAAACUCUACAUCAUAUCUGUAUAAUAUCCAAAAACAUAGUAAUGUUCUUUGCGGGUCUAUUAACGGAAAUAUCAUAGAAGUUAGCUCGCCUUUUAUUUUUCCAGGAAAUUCAAUCACUGCUCCUGAUAAUGAAAAAAUAAAUAUUUCUAUUAGUGCUUAUGGAGGAGCAUCAAAUCCAGAUGGAACGUAUUAUGUAGAAAAUGCAUUAGCAUUAACUGGAGCUAUGUAUGCUGCAUAUGAUAUCAAUGAUAAGUCUGAUAUAUUGGCUAACUUUGAGCUCUCAAUUUUUAAUAUAUCAGAUUGUGGUGCAUCUAUCUUCGAAUAUGACUAUAGCGCUUUCCCGAGGAUGGCGCGGAAUGGCGCCAUCCUCGGGAAAGCCAGGAAGGCAUCCACACGGGAACUGGGAGUUCCACGUGGGGAUGCCAUUUUGACAUGUGGAAGUUUGGAUCCCACAUGUCAAAAAUGGCAUCCACACGUGGAACUCCCAGUUCCCGUGUGGAUGCUUAGUUGACUUUCCCGAGGAUGGCGCCAUUCCGCGCCAUCCUCGGGAAAGCGCUAUAUUGCUAUGACUGUCUCAAAGCACACUUAAAAGAUAUUGGCUAUUUUCAUUUAUCUGGCUUAGAGACUGUAAUAGCUCAAGGCACAAUCCAAAUUUUCCGCAGUUUUAACUUACUCCCCCCCCCCUCCGUGAGCGAACAAAAAAAUUUUGUUCACUCACGGAGGGGGGUUAAUUUUUUUUUUUAAAAAAAAAAUUUAUAUAUAAAUUUUAUAAAAAAUAUUUUUUUCGAAAUUUAAAAAAAUCCUAAUUUGCAAAAAUUGGGAAGCAAUAAUAUUAAUUUAAUUUGCAAAAUUUAUGUUUUAAAACGCAAUUUGUUUAAAAUUAAACAGAAUUAGCUCUAGAUUUCAUUAUACUAAUUAUCACUUAUAUAUCAAAAUUUUUUUCCAUUAAAAUUUUUUGUAUUAAAAAAAUUUUUGUUCACUCACGGAGGGUGGGUUUUUGGUCAAAAAAAUGGCGAUUUUUCUAAUGGUUUUGUUCGCUCACGGAGGGGGGGGGGGGAGUUAUCAAUCCCUGUUUUAGGAAUUCAGACAACAGCAUCCUUAAGUGAUUCUGCUUAUUAUCCUCAGUAUGCUCGAGUUUCAUAUUCAAAUAUAAUCACUGGACUAAUUGCUGCUAUAAUACUCAACUCAUUCGGAAUUAAAAAAGUCUCUCUUUUAUGCACAAACUCUACUUGAGGUACUGAUUUUAAAACACAGUUCGAAAAGCAGUGUGCGCAAUACCGCAUUGAAAUAUUAAACGAAAAUAGACUAGUUCCUAGUGGAUAUAAUGGGACUGAUACAUCAUUUAUUGAAGAAAUCAUAUAUUUGAAGUCAAGAUACCUUGUAAUGGAAGUCACUUCCCCUGAUGUGCUUAGUGUGAUUGAAACUUUCUAUGAUGCAGGAGUUAGAAAAGGAGACUUAUAUUUAUUUAUUGGAGAUUUAGUAAUUGACGUUGCCAAUCUGAACAAAGCUGAGAUUGGACAUGAGGCAUAUAAAAAGCGUAAAGAAUUGAUGGAUGGGCUGCUGUAUUUUGGGGUCCUAACUUAUUACGGCUCUAUUGGAGAAAAGCUUAAAAAAGAUUUCAUGAGCACCUAUGGGCUUGCGCCUGAUAUAAUGUGCUUAUAUUACGAUGCAACUUAUUUAGGAGCUCGUGCUUUGGGUUCCUUAAUUUCGCAAGGAAUCAAUUUAAACAGCACUACAAUUGCAAAGGCAAUACGAUGAAUAAAAUUUACAGGAUGUACCGGGAAAAUUCAGAUCAAUAAGUAUGGAAAUGACAGAUCAACAAUAAGAUUUGGUAUUUACAACCUAGUGCAAGUAAAUUCUACAUGAACAAUGAGACUAUGUGGGAUCUACAAUCCUGAUGGUGCGAAAUUUUAUGAGCAAGUUCAUUCUAUUUCAUGGUUCUACGAAAAUGAAGGAGUUCUGCCUAAUGCUAUUAUUGGGGAAGAUCACGAGUGUCCAUUUAGAUCGAAUCAAAGCAAGUCAUUUUUAUAUGGAUAUUUGCUAUUGACAGGGAUCGGAGCAAUUCCUCUACUAAUGGGAGUCUUUUUGGCAGUAAAGUAUUCUGGUUCCAUAUUUACAAGAAAAUUCCCUAUGCUUGAAAAAGCUCAAGAAGAGACUCUUAUUGACAUAUGAAUUUAUAUUGAAAUGAUAAUAGAAAGCCUGCAGUAUAUGGCAAUAGGGCCAGAUUUCACUGGAUUUAUGUCUGAGUUUUCUAAAUUCACUAAGUUUGCCAUGCUUGAUAUCAUGGGCCCGACCAAGGAUAGUGAUUGAUCUAUAUGAGAUCAAAUAAAGCUAAUUGAUAUCAUCGCAGCCUUUUGAAUCAUUUUACUUAUUCAGAGAGUUUUUCAUAUUGGAGAGAAGUGAAAGAUUUCAUUACUUACUGCAAUGGACGAGCUUGGAAAAUAUUGUUUGCCGAUUAUUGGAGACCUUUUGUUUAUACCAAUCGUCAAUUUUUUGCUUAUUACUUUCCAGUGCACGAAUAGUAUUGGGAAUGAGUUCAAGGACAGCUAUCAUGAUCAAGACUGCACUGUAUUUUGCUGGCAAGGGAUGCAUAUGAAAUACGUGAUCAUCUCUUCCAUAGUUCUUCUAUCCUAUUUACCAGCUAGUUUAUACUCUCGGCCUAUGUGGCAAGAUGAAACUGAAGAUCUAGUGUUUCAUAUCAGAGAGCAGCCAUUUCACUCAGUCAUGAAGAGUUUUUGGCAGAUUCUCUUGAUUGUAUUAAGGGUCAUUCUAUUUCCUGCGUCUCAAAUAAGCUAUAAUGCAUGUUGCUGUACCAUAAUUAAAAUAUGGCGUCUUCGUCCGGGCAUGGCCUCCGGGCCAUGCAUACUCGACUCAUAUUUUAAUUAUAUCUGAAGGUUUACAUUUCAGAAAUGGACAGCAAUGCUAGGUAAGCAAUUCUGGUUGUGUUCAGAGCCUAGCCCAAGUCUACUUUCAGAGGUGGUUUUUCCUCAUGGGGAAGGGAGACACGGAAAUUGGAAAGGGGAAGCUCAGCCAAGUGCGUUAGGACCAAUCGGGCAACUCACUAGCGUGAAACUGGGCGUUACGUCCCAGGCCCGUGCUUUUCCUUUUUGCCGACAGCUGACCAGAAAAUCUAUUUUUUAUGGAUUUUCGGAAAGGCAACCCAUGUACUCAAGCAAAUAGCUCACUCAUGAGCUGUCGAAGCCGGUAGCGUUUUUCCUAGACGCACCCUGGAGCAACAAAGCUGGUCGACCCAGAGGCAGUGGGCCCGAUGCGCCGAAAGGUGAGCGAUAGCUCUGGGAACGGCAACUUCGUAAGGGACUUUAAGCGUUAUUAAUCUAAUGUUAAUGUUAAUGCAUGUUGCUUUACCAUAAUCUUAUUAUUUACGCUUGCUUCAUGGUUUAUAAAGCGGCCCUAUAAUUAUCAUCGAGCAUCAAUGUGAUACUCUAUUUGCUUGACUGAUUGCCUCUGAUUUUGAACUUGCCGUGAAAUCUCUCAGCUGAAUUUAAUUCUUGCGGAAUGUCUUUUAGGGGUUGGAUGAGUUUUCUCUUUAGCAGCUGGAAUAUGGUUUCAGAAAAAAUAUUUACCUUCACUUUUAAUUCGCCCGAAAGGCCAAGACAUCCUCAGGUUGUUCAGAUUCCAAUUGUCUAGGAGAACACCUUCUGAAGCUGGAAUCGAUAAAUCAGUUAAAUAUCAAUACGUAGAACCAAUACAAAAAGAAGAUAUGAAAAGCAGUGAUCAAUCUUGUGUAUAG